Messenger RNA from Coregonus sp. 'balchen', 1294 nucleotides. The record is from the annotation of a GenBank genome assembly. Lineage: Eukaryota; Metazoa; Chordata; Actinopteri; Salmoniformes; Salmonidae.
CUCACACACACACACACACAGAGGCAGGUAGGCAUGGCGUCUGGGAUGUCGAUGGAAGACAGUCCCAUGGAGGAGUUGGUGGACCAGGGGUUGGGGAUGGAGGAGACGGGACUGAGGAGGCCCUCUUUCAGGGAGACCUACCACCACGACUCCCUGCUGGCUCCAGACACAGACUUCAUGAUAGGUACUGUAUGUGUGGGAGGGCUAAGGGUGUGGGGGAUGGAGAGGUGGAGUAGAAUUUGCAUAGGUAAAGUAACAGAAGGACAGGUUAUUGGGGGUGGGGGGGUAUUGUGUGCUGUAAACAUUCAAGGAAAGUUCUUGGUCCUUUGAAUUUUAAAAGUUCACAUUUUAGAAUUACAUUUCGGCAAAGCUUUGCACCCUUGGGGGUAUUGAUGUCAGUGGACUAAUAACAGGAGGGGUUUGUGUGGGUAUGCAGCAGGGUUGUGAACUUGUGAUGUGAAUAGACAUCUGAUCAUUCUGCCAUUCACAAACCACACCAUCUGGGAGAGGAGAAUUCCAGAUUACUUCCCUCUCCAUUACCAUCACUGCUAUAGACCUAGAGUUUAGUUAUGUUUUCUAAAUGUUUGUUUUAGGGUUGUUGCUAUGUUGUGUAGCGUGAGUCUACAUAAUACCAUUAGCAUGAGUAUGUGUGUGUAUAACCUACAUGUGUGUGUGUGUGUGUGUGCAUGUGUGUAUGUGUGGGUAGGCUAUGCAUAUGUGUGAAGGCUGGCCAAGAGGCACAGGGUUUGGGUUUUGUAUAGUUGAGUUAGUACAGCAGCAGCAGAGAUUGAGCUGUGUUCUGCUAAUUCCCUUUUCCAGGUCUGGGAUUAUGGGCUGUUCUAAUCCCAGACCCAUAUGGGGUCUCUGGAGGUGGCACAGGCCUGAUGUCACAGCCAAAAACAGGAAGUGAAAUACUAAGUCACAGAGACACACCCUGGGUCACAACACCAAAUAUAGUAGCCUCUUCCUGGACACAUCUACAGUAUGGCUACAUAGAAAGGUUUACCUUCUAACCAUUAGUUUAGUUUAUUGGUCUUUCAGCAUUGUUUUCGGUCGCUUCACAGUUCUCAUUAAAAACACUGAAUUCAUUUGCUGUUAAAAUAAAAAAAUAUAAAUGUUAAAUAAAUACAACAAAUUUAAAGUGCUAAAAUACACAUCUAACAUCCGUUUUCAUUUAGGAGCCUGCUCAAAUAAGGUAUUGGUGAUCUUUUGUAUCUCUCCGUUAGACUUCUGGGAUGGCCAGUUUGUUUGUUCCUAUUAUGAUGACCUGUGGCUUCCCCCCGAAGGGGCGUAA